Molecule: messenger RNA, 783 nt
Organism: Erigeron canadensis
Lineage: Eukaryota; Viridiplantae; Streptophyta; Magnoliopsida; Asterales; Asteraceae
Exons: 1
Coding region: 1-783 (260 amino acids)
Source: RefSeq, a predicted model, not a curated record
AUGGCUUCUAGAUUUCCCCGUUUAUAUAAUCUAGAACAAAAUAAAAAGGUUUUGAUUUGUGAUAAAUGGAGGAAUAAUAGUUUAGUGUAUGAAUGGAGGCGACAGAUUCGAGGAGGGGCAGAGGAAGUUGAACUUAGUAGCAUUUUGUCAUUGCUGAAUACAUCUGUGCUUAGCGAUGUUCCUGAUAGAUGGGUGUUUUCUACAUCUAACUUGAAGGAGUUCUCGGUAAAAGGGGUGCGAACAUUGAUUGAUAACAAAUCUUUGCCCAUCACCACCUUGGUUACUAGAUGGAACAGAAGUGUUCCUCGAAAAGGUAACAUUCAUAUGUGGCGUGUUAGUCUGGAUAGGCUCGUAACCCGAAACAAUUUGGCUUAUAAAGGUAUAGAUAUCCCGUUUAUUCGCUGCCCCUUGUGUGAUAGUUAUGUUGAGACUUGUGAUCAUGUUUUUGGUUCAUGUGAGGUUGCUUCUUAUGUAUGGGCGGGUGUCUCUAAUUGGCUACAAAUUGUUCUUUUGGCUUCGCAUGGACCAACUGAGCUGUUACAGUCCGUUGAUAUGAUGCAGAUUUCCAUGGAAAAAAAACGUAUUGUUGAAGCUAUUGUCUUUUGUGGUUGUUGGUCUAUUUGGAAGUUUCGUAAUGACAAGGUGUUUAACAAGGGGAAGCAAAGAAAGGAGUACAUCAUCAAUAGCAUCAUUGCCUAUUCAUACUUGUGGGUAUCUAAUAGAAUUAAAAAGAAACACAUGUCGUGGGUCGAGUGGCUUUCUAAUCCUUUCUCUUUCGUUUAG